UUAAGGAACAUUUUCAUUUCUCAGUACGUCAAACAUGGAGGAAGAUCGUCUUUUCGAUGAAAGAAUUUCUAUUAGAGAAUCUGCACGACCAUUAAAAAAAUACGGCAGUACGUGUAAUCAUAUAAAAAGGCAUGAAGAAUAUAUAAAACAUGUAAUGGCUAAAGGAGACACGCUGCAAGGAAUUGCUUUGAAAUACGGUGUAACAAUGGAGAAGAUAAGAAGAGCAAAUCGUUUGUUCGCAUCGGAUAGCUUGUUUUUACGAGAGUAUCUUUUGAUUCCUGUAACCAAGGAUUCUCCAUUUUACGAGAAUGGAGAAAGAGUGACAGAGGUAGCACCUUCGAACCACCGUGCAUCAAUCGCGGGAAUGCCUACACGAGAUUUCUCUCCUGGCAGUCCAGAUGAAAAAGAAUCCUUUGACAACUUCCUGAAUAGGCUUGACUCUUCAAUUGCAACUAUAAAAAAACAUGUUGAAAAAACGAAGGAGAACAGCGAAUUCGUAGAUUUCGAAGACGACUUUGUGCGACAUCGCCCAACCGCUCGGCUGCGGCAAUCGGCAUCUAUGGGUGCAUCUACGUCGUAUAAUGAGGUAAUACCGCCGCCAUUGCCGCCUCCCCCUGGGCUUACGCACGGCCGACGUGUGGACACCUCACUGAAACGGCUCGAAAGGGCACACGAUGACCUCUUUCAGUUGUAGCGCCCGAUACAGCGCAGAUAUGCGCGUUUCUAAUGAGCACGUCUGCGAUGUGGGCGCGAUCGUCACGUUUGUUGCGUAUGCAUACGUAUACGUAAAGCGAACGUAAUGGCUGCUAAACUGACACAUUGGAGGGGUCUGAGAGUGAUAUUAGAUAUGUUAUGAUCUGUUUAACUAGUGUUUGCAUCUGGGAGGUAAAUUUUAACUUUUCUCAAUAAUUUUUGUUGCACGUUUUAAAGUUAUACGUUUUGUAUCUUAUAGUUCGAAAGAUCGCUGCCACUGAGAGAGGAAUUCCUUAUUUUUUUAUGGAUAGAUUUACCUUCCAGGAGUUUCUUAUUUAUUUGUUAUAACUCAUUGUUCAUUUGCAUUUAACGUCAUUAAUAUUGUCACCAAUUUUUUUGACGCAAAUGAAUAGUCUCUUGCAUAAUUCGUUAGGCAUAAGCUACACUGUGUAAAAAUGUAUAGAAAAAAUAUUUUUGUAAUUUUUCUGUUUCUUAACUUCUCAAAUUGCGGUCUCCAUGGUCUAACCACUUUAUUCCAUGGUAUCAAAAACCGUACAACGCAUAUUAGCCUUCUACAGUGACCAUAAGUUUUCUAUGCUAUUGUCAAUUUAGUACAUCCGAUUUUAUUAGUUCAUAUCAUUGCAGAUUUUUAUUUGUAAUAGAUGUUAGUUGGCAUACAAAUUAAGUUACCUGCUUCAUCUCUUGUACACCUUUUAUCUUAAAUUAAAAUUUCUUUAACGGAUUUAAAUGCGAAUUUAAUGUUUAGAUAGUUUGAAGUGCUUCUUACCAAUCUAACCAUUAGUAGGACGCUCCAUGUAGAGUCUGAUACAAACCAUAUAGCAGCUUCGUAAUGAUGCACAGAAAUAUAAGUAUUUUCCUUAUCCAAAAUACUCAUCUAUAGACAUGAUCUACUAAAAUAAUAUAUCAUAGUAGGAGAACGACAUUAUCACGCUUGGUCACGUGACAAUUUACAUACAAAUUGGUUUACGAGUCUCUAUCUGUGACUAACUUCAGACUCAUUAGUUUGCUAUAAUAGUUUUCAGUCCUGAACCACUAUUAAUAGAUGAAUCACGAGAACCCGUUAUGAUAAAAGAUAAAAUAAUAAAUGUCAAUAUUAUGAAGCCAUAGGAUGCUAUACCAUAAUUUCUUGUUGUUCUCAUAAUACAUAAUAAUUCUAAAUAAUAUAUUAAAAGUGUUUAUUUUGUUGUCUAAACUUGUCCAACUAUACUUAAGGUUAUUUGUGCAAUAAUUUUGAUCACAAUGUUGUUAGUAAACCUCGUUAUAUAAUUAUAUAUUGACGUUUUAAUUUGGUUGGAACUUAGCACAUUUAAUAGAUUUUUAUGCAUUCACAAGAGCAUCUUCAAUAUAUACUAUUAAAGUUAUGCCAUUCGCUCUAUAAUAAUUGUCGGAGUUUGGAUUAUAUUAAAGGUUACGUCUAAGAGAUUUCACUGUUUAGUAUGGCUGAAGUCCAAGGCCACUAGCCAGCCACUUGCCGUUAAAGUUUGUACAGUCCAAGUGAUCCUUUAAUUGUACUAAUAUAGUUAUGCUAGAUAAUCCUUUAUUAAUAAAGCUAGAAUUUGUUACUACAAAUAAUAUUGUUUUCUGCUGAUAUUUUGACGUUAUUCUGGCAGCUGGCCUUCAACGUUACCAGGGGCUUUAGACAAAAUCACCCAUUAACGCCAAACAAAUUUGUAUGAAAAUGGUCACGUGACAAGCUCAUGUCAUUUGCAUAUAGUGGAUCACGACUGUAUAAAAGUGAUUUUGUCUAAAGUCCAAAGCCUCGCAAAGGAAGACAACACUUCUAUCAUUGUAUCUCAUUGCAGUAAAAAACUAAAGCUUAGGUUUCCUAGACAAGCGGUGCCGCUAACCAACGGCCGUCAUUUUACGGUUGUUAAUAACGGCCGUCUU
Molecule: messenger RNA, 2601 nt
Organism: Pieris napi
Lineage: Eukaryota; Metazoa; Arthropoda; Insecta; Lepidoptera; Pieridae
Gene: red
Product: lysM and putative peptidoglycan-binding domain-containing protein 2
Exons: 4
Coding region: 35-694 (219 amino acids)
Source: RefSeq, a predicted model, not a curated record